Molecule: messenger RNA, 2308 nt
Organism: Drosophila innubila
Lineage: Eukaryota; Metazoa; Arthropoda; Insecta; Diptera; Drosophilidae
Gene: beat-IIIc
Exons: 7
Coding region: 705-1970 (421 amino acids)
Source: RefSeq, a predicted model, not a curated record
UUGAUUUAGUCUUUCACGACGCGUGCAACGUAACGGAACGUCAGUCACGGACGCCCACAAAAAAAAAACAUACGAACGCUCUGUGUGUAUUAUCAGUCAGUCAGUCGGUCAGUAUCAGACGCUGCUAUCCAAAUUUACAGUUAGCUUCGGCUCCGCUUCGUGCUUCUCCACAUCGUAAUGCUGUGCAGUGGGUGUUGUACUUGUGUGCGUGUGCUUGUGUGUGUGACCGUUUGACGGUUUGAUUUGAAUUUCGAGAAAUAUUAAUCAAAGAUGCUGCCGAUCGGAAAAGCGCAACAAAAGGGAAACGAGAAGCGCGUGUAAUCGAAAUCGAAAUCGUAUUCAAAAUAACCAAAUGAAGAGCGCAUUUGUUGAUAAAUGAACUGAGAUUAAAACGAGACAAAAUCGUUCCACAAAUUUGUUAGCAUUCGUGUAAAUUGGUGUAACCCCAUCUCACUCGCACACCCGCGUGUGCUUGUGCUUCUUUGUGUAUGUGUGUGUGUGUGUGAGUGUGUCUAUAUGAUUGUGUGCCUAACAAUUAAUUAGCAUUUAAAUCGCUCAUUUAUCAGUUUCGGCCUAAUCAAAAGCCAAACAGAAAAACCGAAGAAAAACCGAAAACCGAACAACAUUCUACACUCUUCUUCUUCGCCGCCCUCUGAAAUUGGAAGCGUAGGAAAAAAGGGUUACGGAUUGAGCGUGACUUUUGUAUGAAUCAAACGAGCACAAUUAUAACUUCAAUGAGCAAAAUGUUUGCCUGCUUCCAUUUAUUCGUCGUAUUUCUCCUCAUUGGGAUAUUGAAAGAUUUCACAGCCGGACUGCGUUUGGUCGAGGUACGCAUACCAAAUUACGUGAUUAAGGGCGCCACAGCGCAAUUGGAAUGCCUCUACGAUCUGGAUGGUGAGGCACUGUACUCGGUCAAAUGGUACAAGGACGGCAAUGAGUUUUAUCGCUAUGUGCCCAGGGAUAAUCCGCCGGCGCAAACGUUUCGUUUGCCAGGUGUUGCCGUUGAUUUGCACAACUCGAGCGACGCCAUUGUUAACCUGCACAACGUCAAUCUGCAGUCGGCGGGACGAUUCCGGUGCGAGGUUUCCGGCGAGGCGCCAUCUUUUCAAACGGUCACCGAGCAUGGCGAUAUGAUUGUAGUGUCUCUGCCGGAUCAGGGACCACCGAAAAUAAUGGGAGGACGUCCGCGCUAUCAAAUUGGCGACUGGGUGCGCAUCAACUGCACUGCCGGUCGAUCCAAGCCGGCUGUCAAUCUGACCUGGUUCAUCAAUGGGGAGCCUGCCGAUCCGCAAAAGCUGCGCAAAUACGACACUGUGGUAUCCGGCCGAGAAGGACUCGAGACCUCUGUGCUGGGACUGCAAUUUCGCGUGGAGCAGCAUCAUUUUCGUAAUGGCGACAUGAAAUUAAAGUGUGUGGCCGCGUUGUCCACCUUCUAUUGGCGCAGCAACGAGGAGUCCGUCGAAGGCGAUCGGCCUCAGAAGGCGCCGGUGCUCGAGUCACGUGAAAGUGACAGCGCCUUUGCCAGCAAUUCACGCGCCGAUCCGGUGCAAGCCAGCAAAACGGACUCGCUCCUAAAGGCCCGUGCACCGAGUGCGCUGUUGUUGCUCGCGUUGGCCACGGCUGCCACAUUCGCCGGCAGCGUCAGCGUCAGCGGCAGCGUCUGUUGGCCAACGUCAAUGCACAGCAAGGCCGGGGCCAAAUCGAUACGAGAUUCGAUGAAUAAUAAUGUUGUUGCUAAUGAGCCCAAAGAUAAAGAUAAGGACAAGCAAGCUAAGAAAAUGAAAGAUAAUAAAAAUCUUAAUAAAGAUAAACCAAUUUUAGUUGUUGAGCUGCUCAGGCAAAAGCUCAAGAGAUUCGUGCGGCAGCUGCGUUGCUCAGUUGCUACUGCUACGACGCAGCAGCAGCAGCAGGGGCAGCAGCAUCAGGGGCAGGGGCAGGGGCAGGGGCAAGUGUUGUUGUCUGCGCGGUAGCUGCAUUAAGUUACCCUCGCCCGCCUGCCAUGCAUUUUAGCCCCGCCCACAAAACAAAUUUCCACUGAAUUUCCGUCUUCGCUUCGCAGAAAUGAAAGUAAACAAAAAUAUGAAAAGUUGCAAAAAAAAAUGCACAAAAAAAUCAAAUAAAAAUUGAAAACUAAAGAAAAAACCGAUAAUUUAUUUAUUAUGUUAACAAAAGCUUUCUUGAAUUUAAUUUGUAUAAACAAAAACAUAACGAUAUGCAUAUAAUUAAUUAAACUUAAAGAACAGCAACUCUCACAUUGUGUAGAGAAACAAAUAUGUUUUUAGCUGCCACAAAAACAUCAACUUUAACA